Molecule: messenger RNA, 3848 nt
Organism: Ceraceosorus guamensis
Lineage: Eukaryota; Fungi; Basidiomycota; Exobasidiomycetes; Ceraceosorales; Ceraceosoraceae
Product: kinase-like protein
Exons: 3
Coding region: 94-3726 (1210 amino acids)
Biological process (GO): peptidyl-serine phosphorylation; autophagy
Cellular component (GO): cytoplasm
Molecular function (GO): ATP binding; protein serine/threonine kinase activity
Source: RefSeq, a predicted model, not a curated record
CUGGAUAACUAUCAACAUGUUCGAUGUCUGUCGGGUUGCAAUCUUGUCCAUCACUCCUCUCACCACGCUGGCACGCACAAGGACAAGGAUUGGAUGGCGCAUCUUUGCAGCUCAUCCAACAGCGUGCACCUAGCCCGCGCACUCAAAGGUCCCGUCUUUCGCAAAUUGCGUCGACGAGCCGAUUGCGCGCAAGAUGCGGGUGAAGAGGUGGUGUUGAAGUGCCUGACGGUAUGGCAACAUCCCGAAUUCGUUGAUGCGGACAAGAGGAGGAGCACAUGGAUGGCGCUCAGAGAGGCAGAGAUUUGCAGGAUGCUGAGCGGGUGCGAUGGAGUCUUGCCGCUCUUGGAUUGCUUUGUGGCUGCCAUACCUCAGCAGCAGCAGCAGCAGCAUGGGCCAGGAAGAGGUGGGCAGAAGAGGAUGGGACAAGGCGCAAAGGGAGCGACACGGCUCGAUCUGGACCCGCACCCCCUCCAUCUCGACCUCUCGCAGGAGAAAUGCCUCCUCGUCCUCGUCUUUCCCUACAUGUCCUCCGGCACACUCGCAGAUGUUCUUCGACGCGUUCAGCAUCCUCACUCGCAGCACAUCAGCUCCAGCUUCAGCUCCGGUGCGGCUUGCUCCAGCAGCUCAGUCAAAGAGGCUAGAGGUGGUAGGGAAUGGAGGAGGGUGAUGAAGGAGGAGGAAGUUGCGGGUGUGAUUGCUCGACUGGUUGGAGCGCUGUCGCAUGCCCAGAAGAGGAACAUCGUGCAUCGGGAUCUGAAGGCUGAAAAUGUCUUAGUGGAUGAUGAUGGACAAGUGUGGCUCGCGGAUUGGGGUCUGGCUACUUUUGUUGAGCUGACAGGCACGGGUGAAGCACAGCCGCACAGUGAGGGUAGUGCGAAGAGCAAAGGAAAGGGCAAAGCCAAAGCGGUGGAAGAGCAAUGGCACUGGCACUCUCUGGGCGGGGAGGACGAUACAUUUUGCGGCACGCCAGCCUAUCUCAGUCCGGAAACGGCAACUUCGAGAAGAACAAGUCACGCGUCUGAUGUGUGGGCUUUGGGCUGCUUGGCCGUCUUGCUCCUUACUGGCGCACCAGCUUUUCCAGCCGUGCGAUCUCCUCGCGCACAAGUACAUUUCGCAUCCCAACUCGAUGCUCGCAGCACCGGCCACGACGGCGGCCAGAGCGACGAGACUAGCUUUACCAGCGAGGGGAAUUCGAGCGAAACCAAGAUGCCACCUCUUCCGCCACCACCGCGGCGGCGGCGGCCAGAUGCGUCUGCGUCUGCGUCGACCUCGGCGAGGAGAGCGGCGAGGGAUUUGUUGGAUAGGAUAGCCGUGGGAGAUUGGGAUUGUUCGAGGAUGGAGAUGAUGAGGAGAAAAAUCAGCAAGGCUUGUUUGAGGGUGGUCCAGGGCAUGUUGGAGGUGGAUGAGGGGAAGCGGUGGACUGCUCGACAGGUCGGGGAUAGUGCUUGGCUUAGACGCUUUGGAGUUGCGCAGGAACAACAGCAGCAGCAGCAGCAGGAGCAGCAGGAGCAAGACGAGCAUGUAGAAGCUGAAGCGAUGCAGGAGGAGAUUCUGCUGCGCGACGCGAGCUUGAUCGAUGAGCGCAAACGUGGUGUAUCUGGACACUGGAGCGUGAGAAAGGUUAGGAGCGACGAAGCGCAAAGCAUUCUCGACAAGCACCAGCCCAACGAUUCUGCAACGUCAAAAUUUGCGACGCCGAGAGCCAGCAGAUCAAGAUUCAGCGGCCGGUCCGAUUCUCUAAGCUCAAACGAUUUGCCGAGCUCGCAGGGCGCAACUGGCCGUACUGUGCAGGGCGUCCCCGCAGAUCGAGCGCCCACGCACAUGCGAGAGAUGAAGGGACAAGUUCGGAGCGCUGCGACGUCUCCGUGGGCCACGGUGAGAGCGCGUUCUGGCGCAUCUCGCACGUCUACGUCCUGCUCCUCUUCAAAGGCCGCGACGUCGACCUCGGGCGUACCCUCCACCUCUACCUCCGCCUCUGAUCGCCAUUCUCUUUCUCACGUCAACUCUGGCCAGAGCACCUCAACACCACGAACAGCACGGAGCCGAACAGGCGGCAAAGAAAAGCGCGGCGCAGAGAUGAGCGCGCGAUCUACGCUCUCUUUGAGAUCUGCGCUGCAAAGCUUGAGCAGAAGCGAAGAGAUGGACAGGCUCGUAUCUACUUUGAUCGAUGACGAGGAGGAGGAGCAGGAGGAGGAGGAGAGUGGCAAAGAAGAGACGACAUGGGAAGCGAGACGUGGGCUGAAUGGCAGAGGUCGGUUGGGAGGCGAACGCGUUCGAAGAGCUAGAUUCGAGUUGGGCGAAGGCGGAGGGAUGCGGAAAGAGGAGGGCACGCAGCCUGUCAGGACACCAUUUGGAGUGCUAAGGAUGAACGUGCAAUCGGCAGUGCGUAGCGACUCAUCCGUCGCAACGAUCGGAUUGCCUACACAGCAGACAAGGAAUAGUCCCAAGGAGCAAGCAAAGGAGGUGAUUGAGGCGCAAUGCGAUGUGUCAGAGUCAGGCUUGAGGGACCCUUUGCAUCGUGCAGAGAUGCUUGUCGAGCACGAGGGAGCAACGCGAAGGAGCAACACUCCGCAGCUGGUCGAUAGCUCGUCCAAGGCGCCCAGCAUACACGAAAAUGCACGUGGAGCACAUCCAGCGACGCGAUUGCACAAAACCUUGCCGGCCUCUCGCUCUCGCUCUCGAAGCCCUACACCUGCUCAAAGCCAAAAGCCAAGCGGCAGAGCGGACUGCGCAGGAACGUUUGGUCUGCCGCCCAUCAAACAGCGAACUCGCUUUGGUCGCAUCGAGAUCACCAGGAGCGGCAACGUGAGCGUCAGACUCGUCGCUUCUACACAGCGGCUGGUCGAUCUCGAUGAGGUUUGGCGGGAUGUGCGGGUGUGUGGUGCUUUGCAAAGUCGGAGCUCCUCCAAAGACGCAGCAGCCAACGCUAUGCUAGAGCUGUGCCUUUCUAAAGAUCUUCGCUUCUGGUCCGUCAAGGCCCUACACGAGAGGCAAGAUGCAAAGUCCUCUUCAGCCUGCGCUCAGCCUGAAGCAGAGCGGGAGGUGGAAGCGAUGCCCAAGACGCUGGAACCGGUCUAUGAGCAUGCGCGACGUUGGCUCGCUCGUCUGCGAAGAAGGACAAGUCUGGCAGCAUUCAUCGUCCCGCCAUCCACCGUUCCGCUUCUUUGUCGCAGAGACGCCGAUGGCAAUGCGAGCGGGAGAGCAGACGAAGCAUUGCGAUUGGGCGCGGGAACUUGUACGAUCAUGUGCAAUUUGCCUUUUCCGGACUACGAGGUACGUUGGAGCUUGUCCGUCCGACACGUGCGCAGAGAGCAAGAUGAUGCGCGAUCGCAGCAGCAGCAGCAGCGACGGGAUGAUGGGAGCGAGGUGGAAAUGGCGUAUGCUGGUCGAAUCAUCGUUCAGGUCCUUCGUAGCUCGCAGCAACUCAUCCUGAGCAGGGAACAACAUCCUUCUGCUGCUGCUCCUUCUUCCACGCAAGCACAUUCCUCGGGCACUUGGACAAAACAUCUCGUCCCCCUGCUGCUGCUGCCGCUGCUUCCUUCUUCUUCUUCGGAUGUAGAAGCGCAAGAAGAAGAGGAGGUCAUCAGCAUCGAUGCAUCUUCUCCCAUCAUUGCUGAUUUGGCUUCGAUCGAAAAGGCCGCUCUUUGCGUCGCUGUUGCUUGCUCGGACUCGGUCAAGAACGUCGCUAGAGGCGCGCUGUCCAGCCGCUCCUCAAGCAUCCUAUGACCCCUCCACGAUCCUCGACAGGCUUGCUGCAUUCUGAUCGCAACGUAUCUCAAUCUUCAUUAUCAAUGCUACAUGCGCCACUUGCACUGCUAUCCCCCCUCAAACCUCCGUCACGUUGGUCU